AUGAGAAUCCAGACCAUUAGGACGCCAGUGCAGGUCCGUGAUCACAUCACUUCUCGAGGCUCAAUCAAGCAAGAGACCCGGACCAUUCUUCGGACGAACUCUUCAAUUCGCGAGAUUAUGGAUGAGAACUGGCUUGUUUAA
Messenger RNA from Colletotrichum lupini, 141 nucleotides. RefSeq lists its product as uncharacterized. NCBI's taxonomy places the organism in Eukaryota, Fungi, Ascomycota, Sordariomycetes, Glomerellales, Glomerellaceae. Bases 1 to 141 code for a protein of 46 amino acids. The record is from RefSeq and is a predicted model, not a curated record. The transcript has 2 exons.